Messenger RNA from Apodemus sylvaticus (European woodmouse), 486 nucleotides. RefSeq names its product apolipoprotein C1 (gene Apoc1). The record is from RefSeq and is a predicted model, not a curated record. The transcript has 4 exons. Bases 122 to 388 code for a protein of 88 amino acids. Gene Ontology annotation, biological process: very-low-density lipoprotein particle clearance; negative regulation of very-low-density lipoprotein particle clearance; negative regulation of cholesterol transport. Gene Ontology annotation, molecular function: phospholipase inhibitor activity; fatty acid binding. Lineage: Eukaryota; Metazoa; Chordata; Mammalia; Rodentia; Muridae. Gene Ontology annotation, cellular component: very-low-density lipoprotein particle; high-density lipoprotein particle; extracellular region.
CCCGCCCCCCCCCCAACCGGUUAAACCUCUGUGCGGGAUCCUCCCACCCCUGUGGGCCUCCUGAAAGGUCUUUAGAUCCUGAAAGGUCUUUAGAUCCAGGGUGCCCCUCCAGCCAGCCAGGAUGAGGCUCUUCGUCGCACUUCCUGUCCUGAUUGUGGUCGUAGCCAUGGCUUUGGAAGGCCCAGCCCCCGCCCAGGCGGCCCCUGAAUUGUCCAGCACACUGGAGAGCUUACCGGAUAAAGUGAAGGAGUUUGGGAACACGCUGGAAGACAAGGCCCGGGAAGCCAUUGAAUAUAUCAAACAGAAGGAAAUUGUGAACAAGACCCGGACCUGGUUUUCAGAGAUAUUCAGCAAAGUGAAGGAGAAAGUGAAAACCACGUUUGCCUGAGCGCCCUGCGGGCAGCCACCUCGCAGCAGCAAGGACGUCCAAGCCAAGGGCCAGGUCCCUCUUCAUCACGCAGAAAUAAAAAUCCUGUAGAGAGCAAA